UGCGAGACGAAGGGCAAAUCAGAAAAUUUGGUAACAAGGCCUCAGCGGUCCAAGAGGCCGAUGAUACAUGGCCUUCGUUGCUGCCGUGGUAUCAAAUUUGAGCUUUCGCAGAGAAAUCACAAAUCCAAUCUGAGGUAAAAGAAAGGUUGAACAAUCAUGGGUAAGGACUCAAAACCAAAGGAUUCAGGUGGGAAGGGCAAGGGCAAACAGGCUGCUAGUGGAAGUGAUGAUGGUGCUUCGAAAGGCAAAGGAAAAGGCUCAAAGACAGAUGGACUUGGCACCUGCACCUAUGUCAAAGCAAGGCAUAUCUUAUGUGAGAAACAAGGGAAGAUUAAUGAAGCAUACAAAAAGCUGCAAGAUGGUUGGCUUAGUAAUGGGGAUAAAGUUCCACCAGCUGAGUUUGCAAAGCUAGCAGCAGAAUAUUCAGAAUGUCCAUCAGGGAAGAAGGGUGGAGACCUUGGAUGGUUUCCCCGUGGCAAAAUGGCUGGACCGUUUCAGGACGUUGCCUUUAGCACACCUAUUGGAGCUACUAGUGCACCAUUUAAAUCCACGCAUGGAUACCACAUUAUCUUGUCUGAAGGGAGAAAGAAUUGAUAGAACCUGGCUUUGAAAUGCGGGCUGUUGCGGAUUAGUCCAGGAAAUUUAAGUAAACAUGAUGUAUCUAUGUGUCUUUAAGACUUGGCCUGGUUGUCUUGACAGUUAAAGACAUAAUGGACUUUGUGAUGCUUUUGUCCUCAUAGAUUUUGGCAUUACAAGAUUUCCGUUGAUUUUAUAAUGAUAUACAGGCUGUUGGUUUUGGUUUUA
Molecule: messenger RNA, 804 nt
Organism: Diospyros lotus (date-plum)
Lineage: Eukaryota; Viridiplantae; Streptophyta; Magnoliopsida; Ericales; Ebenaceae
Exons: 5
Coding region: 157-594 (145 amino acids)
Biological process (GO): rRNA processing
Molecular function (GO): DNA binding; peptidyl-prolyl cis-trans isomerase activity
Source: RefSeq, a predicted model, not a curated record